AUGAUUUAUUUUCAGUAAUCAUGUUUAGAAGAAAAAAAGUAGGAUAUGCCGAAGAAUUAAGCAUCCCUCCAAAGUCCUAAAUAGUUGGAAGAUACUCUAGAACGCAUAAAGGAAUUUCGAGAAGAAUUUAUGGCUUCAUUGCAAGAAUACUUAACAAUUAGACUGUCUAAUGAUGAUUAAGACCCUUGUGAAGAGGUGAUCUAAAUCAUUAAAAACCUAUGUAUCAAACUUGUAGAUAAACCUCUCUGGAAUUUCAAGGAAUUAGCUGCUGAGCUCGAAUUGCAGCUGGAGGGACACAUAGACGAUUAUACCGUGUUUAAUUAAGUCAAAUAAUUGAUUUCCAGUUUGAAUGCCCAAUACUCAAACAAGUUUAAUUAAAUAAGUUCUUGUUAUUUAAAGAGUAUAUAAAGUGAAAAGGCCAUCCCGAAGCAACAAAUAAAGAGAAUAUGUCAUUAUGAUGAAGUUUAAGAGUUGAUACCAAAUACACGGGAUAGAGUGGAGGAAAUAAACCAACAUCUUUUAUCAUUUAUCCAUCAUGACAGCCUACUACAGGUGGAUCCGUGGUGUUGUCCAUUCUAAUCUUCAUUUGGGGUAACUUUAACAGAUCAAGAUAUUUCAUAUUAGGCUAAAAAGUUGAAUGUUGACAUAAUUUUGAUUGAUACUUUUGGAAUCAACUGUUUCUUCUGUUCCCAAAUUAUGAGACAAUUUUACCCCAGUUGUCAUCAUCGAUCAAUAUCAACAAAGGGAAUUUAUAGCAAGUAAUGUCGAAUUUAUUUUGGAUAGGCUUUAUCAAACAUAUACGAUGUAUCCAAUAUCCUUGUGGAUUGGCCUAACAUACUCACAUUGAAGGGGAAAGGAGUGGUCUGUUGUAACUUCGAUGGGUUUGUAACCAAUGAAUUUAUCAACUUUUAUUUUGGAGAAGUUUACACUCCUCAGAGAUGGUUUGAGAAGUAGACAGUUUUCAAUAAGAGAAUGUAGGAUGGAAAUAGAAAAUCGGGUUUCUAAAGUCCGUAUGCAGAAUUCCACAUCAAUGAUGAACUCUUAUUUAUUGAUCCAACUAGGUAUGGAAAUAUCGCAUUACACAUUUCAUAUUCUUGUGAUCCAAAUUGUAAAUUUGUAACUGUUUAAAUCAACUCUUCCUAUUAACUUGCUAUUUUUACAUUGAAAAAAAUUAAUUAUCUAGAGGAGUUGACUCUCCCCUUCCCAUCCACAUCAAAUGACUUGUGUCUGUGUGGGUCCAUCUACUGCAAAAGACUCUCACAAUUAGAAGCAUUCAAUAAUCGACUAACUCAAAAUUACCCUAAUUAUAUUCAAAGAAAUGCCUUACUAUUAUAAUCAACUAUUUUUGGAAAAAUCAAUAAUUAAACCACAAUUCCUGAUUGGUUGAGUAACUGGGAGAAACUGAACUCAGCCUAAGAUCAAAUCAACAUCCUGACAUGUGUGGAUAAAGUUAAAUUUGUACUUAAUACGUUGAAUGUCACUACUCCACCAUUAUAUCUGGUUUUUGAUACCUUUGAUGUAUUUUGGAAGAAUUAUGACAAUAACAAACCUAAGAAUGAACUGAAAUAAUCCAUUUUCAAUGAAGUCAAAACAAUGUUGAUGAGACAUUCAGAUAGGAAAGAAUGUCAAGAAGGAUUGGAAAUCUUACAAUUAAUGAAAUCCAUAAUAGAAAGUAAAGAUCAAUAUAAAAUGUAAUUGACAAGACUCCUAUUGCUUGUAUUAAGCGAAUUAUUGUUGAAGAUGGAGUCAGCUCCCUUUCAUAACGAAGGUUUAUCUACAAUAUUAUAUUUUAUGUCAUUCACUCAUACAUACUUCUCAUCAACUUAAUAUGAGGGAUUCAAUGGCAAACCUUUUGAAGAAAAUGAGUUUGAAUACAUCCCAUAACCAAAAAAUAAGUAGAAAUUAGCCUUGUCUAAAAUGUACACUCCCUAAUACAUAUGGGGUCAAUUAAUCAAUUGGAAUAAGCAAACUCUCCAAAAUCCUUAAUCUUCUAUGGCUCAAGAAAGAAGAGGAGUCCUGUGUUACCCUUCUUUAAUACUGUCUUUUGACAAUAAACAUAAAUUAUUUCCUUAUUAAUGCAAAACAAGGGAAAAAUUUCUAGAGUACUUCUACACUAAAAGUGAUAUCCAACCUGAUCUAUCUAUUUGGUCAUACAAAAAUUAAUAUAAUGUCUAUGGAACAAUAUUUUUCGAACAAUGUUUUUCAUAAUAAAUAGUGGGAGAACAAUUCAUUACUGAGAUUUCAAAGUGUGGUCUAGGAUCCUUCUUAAACAAGUUUAAAUUUUGGUUAUAAAUUGAAAGUAGAUUCAAACAGGAUAAUCAAAUGAUAGAAUACUUAAAUUUCAUAUAUGAAAAAUAUUUUGUAAAUAUCAACAAUUAAUUACGUAAAUUCAAUUCAAAUUCUGAAUGCACAGAAUAAGUAGCCAAAAAGAUAAAAUAAAAUAAUCACUCAACCAUCAUUGAUGAAACAUAAUAAGGAUAAUUUUGA
Paramecium tetraurelia is the source of this 2487-nucleotide messenger RNA. RefSeq lists its product as uncharacterized. Gene Ontology annotation, molecular function: protein binding. The record is from RefSeq and is a predicted model, not a curated record. NCBI's taxonomy places the organism in Eukaryota, Ciliophora, Oligohymenophorea, Peniculida, Parameciidae. The transcript is spliced from 10 exons.